This is a messenger RNA of Diplodia corticola, 981 nucleotides long. RefSeq names its product nucleoside-diphosphate-sugar epimerase. The transcript has a single exon. The coding region runs from base 1 to 981 and encodes 326 amino acids. NCBI's taxonomy places the organism in Eukaryota, Fungi, Ascomycota, Dothideomycetes, Botryosphaeriales, Botryosphaeriaceae. The record is from RefSeq and is a predicted model, not a curated record.
AUGGCCAAGCACAUCCUCAUAACCGGCGCCUCCGGCUUCGUCGGCCAGGAGCUGGCCGCAGCGCUCCUCGACUCCUCGCCCGACGUGCACCUCACCCUCACCGACGUCGCGGCGCCCAAGACCCCCGCGGGCGCCACCGAUCCCUCGCGCAUCACGUCGACGCAGACGGACCUGACGGACCCGGCCGCGGCGCGCUCCCUCCUGGACACGCAGAAGUGGACGGCCAUCUACACGCUCCACGGCAUCAUGUCGUCGGGCGCCGAGGCCGACUUCGCGCUGGGCUACCGCGUCAACCUCGACGCCCACCGGCACCUCUACGACCACCUCAUCGCCACGCAGCCGGGCGCCACCGUCGUCUUCACCUCCAGCACCGCCGUGUACGGGCCGCCGUCGACCGCGGGCGGGCCCGACCACGUCUUCUCGGAGCGCACGCUGCCGCAGCCGCAGAGCAGCUACGGCACGCAAAAGUUCGUCGUCGAGUGCCUGCUCAACGACUACGCGCGGCGGGGCUUGCUCGACGCGCGCGUGGUGCGCCUGCCGACCGUCAUGGUGCGGCCGGGCGCGCCCACGGCGGCCGCGUCCAGCUUCGCGUCGGGCAUCGUGCGCGAGCCGCUCAACGGGGCGCGGGCGGUGCUGCCCGUCGACCGCCGGCUGCGCAUGUGGGUGUGCUCGCCGCGCACCGUCGUGCGCAACCUCGUCGCCGUCAAGGACGUCGCCGCCGCCCGCUUCGGGCCCUUGUCCCGCACCGUGAACCUGCCCGGCGUCACCGUGCGCAUCGCCGACGUGCUGGACGCGCUGGAGCAGGUCGGCGGCCGGGACGCGCGGGCGCUGGUCGAGGAGAAGGUCGAUCCCGUCAUCGAGAAGAUUGUGCUGAGCUGGCCGGAGCGCUUUGACAUCGAGCGCGCUCUGGGCCUGGGGCUGGAGGAGGAUGGGACGUUGAUCGAGACGGUCAAGGCGUAUGCGGAUAGCCUGAAGAAAUGA